This is a messenger RNA of Syzygium oleosum, 2505 nucleotides long. Its product is annotated as outer envelope protein 80, chloroplastic. The transcript has 16 exons. The record is from RefSeq and is a predicted model, not a curated record. Gene Ontology annotation, biological process: chloroplast organization; embryo development ending in seed dormancy. NCBI's taxonomy places the organism in Eukaryota, Viridiplantae, Streptophyta, Magnoliopsida, Myrtales, Myrtaceae. Gene Ontology annotation, cellular component: outer membrane. Bases 147 to 2267 code for a protein of 706 amino acids.
ACUCGCCAGUCCCAGUUCGGCUUCAGCGACGGCAUUAGCUUCGCCUUCUUCAUCUUCUCCGCCGUUCCUAAAACCCUAGAAUCGACGGAGGUUUCCGUCUCACCGCCAUUUUCGGGUCCACCGUCAUCUGUCGCCGGCGCGGAGACAUGCCUCGCAACGACGGCGUCCGCGUCACCUCGUCGUCCAUCAAAAUCCGCCGCCUGUCGCCGCCUCCGUCGCUGUCGGAUCUCCCUUGUACCUCCCAUGACCCGACGUCACCACUCGCUAGAGCAGCUCACCUGCUCUCUCGAUUCAUCGGGUCCUUCGAACACCGCGAGCGGGAGCAUCGGCUCGGCCCGAUGCCGCCGCUCCUGAGCUCGCUGUCGCUGUCGCUGGCUCGGCCGAGGAGAUCGCCUCCGCUGUGUUCCGCUUCCCUGUCGCUGAGCCAGCCGGACGGUGCGGCCCAGCCCGAUCCGGGAUACAAGGACGGCUCGGCGGUUCCGCCGGUCGAGUCGGCUCAGUCGGAGUUCGAAGCUCGGAAGGGGCAGUCGGUGAGUCGGCACGACGAGGAGAGGAUGUUGAUAAGCGAGGUUUUGGUGAGGAACAAGGAUGGCGAGGAGCUCGAGAGGAAGGACCUGGAAAUGGAGGCGUUGCAGGCGCUCAAAGCUUGCAGGCCCAACUCGGCCCUCACCGUGCGCGAAGUUCAGGAGGAUGUCCACAGGAUCAUAGAUAGCGGAUACUUUUGCUCUUGCAUGCCGGUGGCCGUUGACACUCGGGACGGUAUCAGAUUGGUGUUUCAGGUAGAACAAAACCAGGAGUUCCACGGGUUGGUAUGUGAGGGGGCUAACGUUCUCCCAUCAAAAUUUUUAGAGGAUGCUUUCCGGGAUGGAUAUGGAAAAGUGGUUAACAUCAGGAGAUUGGAUGAAGUGAUAAAUUCCAUCAAUGGUUGGUACAUGGAGCGUGGUCUCUUUGGCUUGGUAUCUGAUGUGGAGAUUCUUUCUGGAGGAAAUUUAAAGAUGCAUAUUUCAGAAGCUGAGGUUAACAAUAUCUCAGUACGUUUCCUCGACAGGAAGACCGGCGAGCCAACUACAGGGAAGACAAAGCCAGAAACAAUACUUAGACAACUCACAACCAAGAAGGGACAGGUUUACAGCAUGCUCCAAGGGAAGAGAGAUGUAGAGACUGUUUUAACUAUGGGAAUCAUGGAAGAUGUUAGCAUUAUUCCACAGCCUGUGGGAGAUACCGGUAAGGUUGAUCUUGUGAUGAAUGUUGUUGAGCGUAAAAGUGGAGGCUUUUCAGCGGGUGGUGGCAUAUCAAGUGGGAUUACAAGUGGACCCUUGUCAGGGUUAAUUGGAAGUUUUGCAUAUUCUCAUAGGAAUGUUUUUGGGAGAAACCAGAAACUCAACAUAUCCUUAGAGAGGGGACAAAUUGAUUCAAUAUUCCGUAUAAACUACACGGAUCCAUGGAUUGAAGGAGAUGACAAACGGACAUCUAGAACAAUCAUGGUUCAGAAUUCAAGGACUCCAGGUUCACAUGUCCACGACCAACCUAACAGCGGUAGCCUAACAAUUGGACGGGUCACAGCUGGUGUUGAAUUCAGUCGUCCAAUUAGGCCGAAGUGGAGCGGUACAGCAGGACUAAUUUUCCUGCAUGCGGGUGCUCGUGAUGACAAAGGAAACCCUGUUAUUAAGGAUUUCUUCAGUAGCCCUCUUACUGCAAGUGGGAAUACUCAUGAUGAUAGUCUACUGGCCAAACUUGAGAUGGUCUACACUGGUUCUGGUGAUCGUGGGUCUUCAAUGUUUGCAUUCAACAUGGAACAAGGAAUUCCUGUUUUGCCAGAGUGGCUGUUCUUUAACAGAGUGAAUGCCCGUGCUCGUAAAGGCAUCGAAAUUGGUCCUGCCCAUUUUGUUGUAAGUUUGUCUGGUGGGCAUGUGGUUGGUAAUUUUUCUCCUCAUGAAGCGUUUGCCAUUGGUGGAACAAAUAGUGUCAGAGGCUAUGAAGAAGGUGCUGUUGGCUCUGGCCGAUCUUAUGUUGUUGGCUCUGGAGAAGUUUCAUUCCAUAUGUUGGGGCCCGUUGAUGGAGCUCUCUUUGCAGACUAUGGGAGUGAUCUAGGAUCAGGCCCAACUGUCCCUGGUGAUCCGGCCGGUGCAAGGUUGAAGCCCGGAAGUGGUUAUGGAUACGGGUUUGGCAUCCGUGUGGAUUCACCUCUGGGGCCACUGCGUCUUGAGUACGCAUUUAAUGAUAGGAAGGCUGGCAGGUUUCAUUUUGGGGUUGGUCAUCGAAACUAAGUCUUUAUCCCCUCUCUCUCUUGCGUUCUCUCUGCGAUGCCCGACUUGGAUGUUUGAAGCCUGUGUUCAAUUCAAGUUCGCCUACAUCCUUAUCCUGUUUGGAGGAGGAGAGAAGGAAGAUGUGGGCCUAAUAGAGUUUUGGUCAUCAACGAACAUUUUCGUCUCUUUGUAAAUGCCGUUGAUUUUCAUUAUUUUCGGGAUGAAGCUAAUCGACCUGUUCGCCUUGAUUGAAUCAAAA